This is a messenger RNA of Schistocerca gregaria, 1381 nucleotides long. RefSeq lists its product as uncharacterized. Gene Ontology annotation, cellular component: plasma membrane. The transcript is spliced from 7 exons. Gene Ontology annotation, biological process: sensory perception of smell; detection of chemical stimulus involved in sensory perception of smell. The coding region runs from base 1 to 1122 and encodes 373 amino acids. The record is from RefSeq and is a predicted model, not a curated record. NCBI's taxonomy places the organism in Eukaryota, Metazoa, Arthropoda, Insecta, Orthoptera, Acrididae. Gene Ontology annotation, molecular function: olfactory receptor activity; odorant binding.
AUGUCAUGCGGCGAGGCAUCAACAGCAGGAUACAUAGGCACUCCACUGUGCACAGUGAUUGCAGCUCGUGUCUUAAAGGCGCGUUCGGGUCUCGAUCAGCUUCCCAGGUUGGGGUACACAUUGUUACACGCGUGGAGUGUUGCAGCUGCCCUGCGCUCCCCGCUGUACUGCCGCCUCGGCGCCUGCCGGCAGGUGAAGGUGUCGACGUUCGGCUACUGGGGCGGCCCGCAGCGGCUGGUGGUGGAGCUGGCGGCGGAGCGGCGCGCCGCGGGGGCGGCGGAGGCGGCGCUGCCCCCGGGCCGGCCGGAGCGCAUGCUGGCGCAGUCGGCCGCGCUGCUGCGGCGCGCCGCCGCCGCCUUCUACCUGUGCGGCCACCUCAUGAUGCUCGCCUGGUACGCCUCGCCGCUCGUCGCCAACGCCGCGCUCGCCCCGGACCCCGACACCAACGCCACGCUGCCCAGGCACCUGCUCUUCGAUGCGUGGUUCCCCUUCGACCCGGUGCCUUCGCCCAACUACGAGCUGGCGCUGCUGUACCAGUCGGUGACGCUGUACAUCGCCUUCAUCACGACGGCCGUCAUCGACGUCUUCUACGUCAGCGUCAUGGUCUACCUGGGCGUCGAACUGGAGAUCCUCAACGAGGCGGUCGCCAGGAGCUGCCGGUCGCCCGAGGAGAAGGGCGACGACGACGACGACUGCUAUCUGCUGGUUGGCUGCGUCAGGCACCACCAGGCGCUCAACAGAAAGCCAGCACCACAAUUAGUGAUCCAUAUGUAUAGAGACGUCUCCUGUUCCUUAGAGUCCUCCAACUAUUAUGAUAGAAGUAAUGGGAAUCUCCAUCUUCGUGCAGUUUGUUUUCAACAUGCUUCUGAUCUGCGUGUAUGCAUUCGUACUUACAACGCGGAAGAGCGACUUGAGCACGCUGGCGAAGUUCGGCAUGACCCUGGAGAGCUACCUGUUCGAGAACCUGCUGUACUGCUGGUACGGCAACAACCUGAUAGAGCAGUUGCUGAACGGAUCCUACAGCCUUUUUGCAGUUCUCCACCAUUUGAACAGCAAGUAAAACACAGCGCAAUCUGUUUCAUGCUUAGAAAAACAGUUGAGUGCUGCAGCACUGAUACCUGAUGGCUUCGCACAAACUGAUCGACCUCCACCUGAUGUCACUUAAUUAUUUCAAUAUUGUACAAAAUGUUAUUUGACAUGAUUCACAUGUACUUCAUACAGUUCUCUUGACUCUUUUUCUUUACCUUAUUUGUUCCAGUGUUGAAUGACAGUGUUGAUAACGAGAAUUAUGUGUGUUGAAAUUCUAAACGUUGCUUUGCGAUGUAGGUACACAAAGAAUAGGCAUUAUAAAGAAUUUGUUAUGAAUUAUAAAUAAAUAAAG